UGGUGGUUGUAGGAAUGGGGUAUAGAGAAUCUAUGGAGAGAUCUGAAGCCUGAGAAAAUACAAACACACACAUGACAUCUACAACUACAACUAUACUUCUUGAUCACUAACUAUUUCUUUUUUCUUUCUUCUUUCUUCUUUCUUCUUUCUUCUUCACUCACUUCUUCAUGAAAACCUCAAAUAUUACCACACCCCACCACCUAUAGCUCCCAUUUCUUCCCAUUUUCUUCUAAAACUUCCCCUAUAAUGUCAAAACCAUCAUAAUUUUGAGAUUUUGAAAAAUAAAAUAAAAAUAUAACUACAUAUUUUCCUUGGAUAUUCGUCAUUCUAGCUACAGGCUUCUGAUCUUGAAGAGAAGAAGAAGAAGAAGAAGAAGAAAGAAGAAGAAAGAAGAAGAAGAAGAAGAAGAAAAGCGAGAAGAAGGAAAAUGGAGUUGAAGAAAACAGAAGUUGAGGAGAAAGUACAACAACAACACCACCAUUUCCAUGUAUUGGCUGUUGAUGAUAGUCUUAUUGAUAGAAAGCUUUUGGAAAAGCUCUUAACAAUUUCUUCAUGUCAAGUUACCUGUGUUGAGUCUGGUGAUAAAGCUCUUAGAUAUUUGGGCCUUCUUGAUCAUGAUCUUGAUCCAUUUUCUUCUUCUUCAUUUUCUUCCUCACAACUCUCCCAACAUCAGGAAGUCAAAGUCAACCUAAUCAUGACAGAUUUCUGUAUGCCUGGGAUGAGUGGUUAUGAUCUACUCAAACGACUCAAGGGAUCUUAUUGGAAGGAUAUUCCUGUUGUUGUGAUGUCAUCAGAGAACGAGCCAUCAAGAAUCAACAUGUGUUUAGAGGAAGGGGCAGAGGAAUUCCUUCUAAAGCCCCUUCAAUUAUCGGAUGUCAAAAAGCUCGAGCCUCGCCUUCAAAAAUCUAUCACCCGUUGUGCUUCUGAUCAACAAAUCAAGGAACAACAAACAACACUUGGAAUUGGAAUCGGAAUCGCUAUCGAUGACGAAGAAAACUCGAAAUUAGAAGAGAGUAAGAAUAGCGUUAAUAAUAGUAGUAGUAGUAAUAAUAACAACAACAAUAAUAAUAGCUUGAGCAAAAGAAAGGCGGCAACUGCGGAGCAUUGUGAAGAAAGAUCACGACCAAAACUGAAAGAAUUGCAAGCUGGAGGGUAAAGUUGGAAAUGGGGCAUUGGCAUUUCGCCGAACACCUCGGCUGCAAUCAUCUGGGAGUUGUUUGAUACCAAGCGGAGAAAAAGGGGAAUUUGGAGAUGUAAAAUGGAUUGUUGUUUUGUAUACCGUAAUUUAUUUGGUAAUGAAUGUGUUUGUGUUGGAUGGAUGGAUGGAUGAAGAUGGAGGAAAGUCUCCCAAAAUUGGAAUGUUUUUGGAGGGUAAUCAAUUAAUUCUAAUUUGAACA
Cucumis melo (muskmelon) is the source of this 1397-nucleotide messenger RNA. Its product is annotated as two-component response regulator ORR9-like. Gene Ontology annotation, biological process: phosphorelay signal transduction system; cytokinin-activated signaling pathway. The record is from RefSeq and is a predicted model, not a curated record. Bases 428 to 1156 code for a protein of 242 amino acids. NCBI's taxonomy places the organism in Eukaryota, Viridiplantae, Streptophyta, Magnoliopsida, Cucurbitales, Cucurbitaceae. The transcript has 5 exons.